Molecule: messenger RNA, 1471 nt
Organism: Punica granatum (pomegranate)
Lineage: Eukaryota; Viridiplantae; Streptophyta; Magnoliopsida; Myrtales; Lythraceae
Source: RefSeq, a predicted model, not a curated record
CGGUGCAAACUGGGAUUUUCCCAUAAUAUUGACGCGUCUCUCGGCGGCCGGUCCAUUUUAUUGGAAUCAUUUCGUCGAACAGUUGAAAUCAUAUCCACCAUGACCGGAACUAUCGUUCGUCUCCCGCCAUUUUCUUCCCCUCCGACGACCUCUAGCGGCGGGCGCUGCUGCUCCCGGCGGAGGAUAUCCUCUUACGUCGCCUGCGCAAAAGGAGUUCGGAAACGAAGCCCCGACGACUACCACGCCACUGUCAGGGCUCUCAACUCCAAAGGUCGCACUCCCCGCAAAUCCCUCGGCCAGCAUUACAUGUUGAGCAAUGAAAUCAACGAGCAGCUAGCAGCUGCGGCUACCGUGCAAGAAGGGGACUUUGUGUUGGAAAUUGGUCCCGGAACUGGUUCGCUCACUAAUGUCCUCAUUGAUGCCGGUGCCACGGUUCUAGCAAUCGAGAAGGAUCCACAUAUGGCUUCUCUUGUAAGUGAAAGAUUUGCAGGCACCAAACAGCUAAAGGUUUUGCAAGAGGACUUCAUCAGAUGUCACAUUCGAUCCCAUAUGGAAUCAUUGUGGGCAAACGCAGAGUCCAGUGGAAAAUCUAGAUAUGCAAAAGUUGUAUCCAAUAUUCCCUUCAACAUAAGUACAGAUAUAGUGAAACAACUCCUUCCAAUGGGUGACAUCUUCUCUGAAGUUGUUCUCUUACUUCAGGAGGAGACAGCUGUCCGCCUUGCCGUAUCAUCUCGAGGCACCUCUGAGUACCGGCCAAUAAAUGUCUUUGUGAAUUUCUAUUCAGUUCCCAAAUACGUAAUUAAUGUCCCAAGAUCAAAUUUCUUCCCUCAGCCUAAUGUUGAUGCAGCUGUUGUUUCCUUCAAGCUAAAGCAAGAAGCUGACUAUCCUCCAGUUCCCUCUACAAAAAGCUUCUUCUCAAUGGUAAACUCUGCAUUUAAUGGGAAGCGGAAAAUGCUGCGGAAAACGCUUCAGCAUCUAAGCACUGCUGCCAACAUCGAGAAGGCACUUGUCGAUGUUGGUUGUCCUGCUACAUCGAGACCGGAGGACCUCACAGUGGACGACUUUGUGAAGCUGCACAACUUGAUCACCACAGUAUAACAGCAUUGACUGCGAUAUCUUCAAAAGCACUUGUCGAUGCAACAACAGGCAAAAUGGGGCAGGGAGGAUGGAUCUCCUUUACGUCAGUUUGGACAUUUCCUCUAUCAAACGCCGAACACAAAAUGGAAGAAUGUCCCGACUCUCAGCGUAACUUGCAACCGAGUCUCCUCAGCCUCCUGGUGAAACUACUCCAUAAAUCCAUAAGCUGUGUCUUACCUACCUUCGAGCAGGCUGGUGAGGCUGAGAAUCACAGAGAAUUCGCUGGCAGGGCAUUUAUAUAUCGGUUUGGGAUUUGCUGUAUAGUAUGUCAUUCGAUGAGACUCUAACGUAUCGGUCCAUCGAAUAUAUGCAAGCAGCUAAUAGUUUGAGCAUC